CGUAAGGUGAAAAUUGUAUUCACUAUUAAUUUUUCUUAUCAUACAAUAGUUCUUAUAGUAACGAAACGGCCAAGCCACAUAUUUUGACUAAGGUGUAGAGUUUGUUAAGUUAGUUGUAGAGUUAGAAAUUUGGCUCUACAAGAGAUCUGAUAACUUAUUUACGAAACCAUAAGACUCGCUAUGGCAACAUUUUAACCUUUAGAAGAAUUUCAUUGAAUAGAGUAAUCAUUUUCAAGAGUAGUCAUUAAGCAGAAAAUUAAUACACAAAUUUACUUUUUGCAGAAUGAUAGUUUGGUACCCAUCACAAUUACCCACGAAACCAUUUGCCGAGAGACGGUAGAUAUACAGUGAUCAUUUGGUAUUUGUUAAGUAGAAGUUCUCUCUUAUUGAUAUCAGCUGACCACUGAACCUUAAUUAUUAUUAGUGAUACAAGAAAAAAUAUUUAUUAUCAACACGAGCACUUGUUUAUCCUUAUGGAUUAGGUAUUAGAAAAAUUUAACAGUCAAUACUUUUUAUACGCUUUCUAAAAAUAAUGCCGGCUUUUAAUUGACUGCCGUAGUACUUUUAUUUUUGAGCGUAGGUAUCUUGGUACCUUUAGAUAUUUACAUGUAUAAAAAGGGCCAUACCGGAUCCGGAGAUACGAAAGCAUUUCCGCCCUAGCUCAAACGGAGACCUUCUAACGUUCGGUAAUGCUGCGAAACGAUACGAUAUUCGGUGACAUGUUAUCUGCGAAUCAAUAAUCUGCUAAAAAUCGGUAAGGGAAUCAUUAGUUACCCAUUUUAAAGACAGGGUUCGAACCCCUGAACUUGGAAGUUGGGCACCACGCUGCUCGCCCACCGAACUCGCUAUAGGGACCGUGCGCGUUGGAGGGUCUGCCAUCUUGUGGCCUGAAUCGGAACCAUAAAUAUGUACAUUUACACGUCACGUGUUUUCUUGUGCAUAGUAGGUUCUGCCAUCUUUUGGGCUACAUCGGAAUAAUAAAAAUCACAUAUACGCCUCGCGCCAAAAAUCUGACGGCUCCUGUGCUGCCUCCUAUAGUUCAUGCACGCUCCCUAUAGAAUGUCGCCACUCUGAACUUCUGAAGCCACAGCUACACAUACACCAAAAGCAAGAAAUGCGUGAAGAUAGGUUAAUAUCAAAACAUUAAUGGAGAUAAACAAUACGAGUAUAAGAGAGAAACCUACCACAAAAAAAACUGUGGUAUUGUUCUAAAUUUAAAUCUAUGUUACCUACAUACUUUAAUUAUUUAAAAUCUGCUGAAAUCGAUUCCUGUAGGUAUGUAUUACACCCACUGCAAUAGGAAAUAAUAAUGAUAACAUUUCCUUUGGCCUAAUCUAACCUAAGUUAACCAGAAAAAAAAUCUGUGAAAAUUUUGAUAAGUAGUAAAAAAUAAUUUUCCUAAAAUCAGACAUCAUGCGUAGAAUAAUUUUAAUUCACACCAUGUCAUUGUAAAAUAGGUAGCAGGCGUAUAGGCUGUACCAUAAAUAUUUACGACUUUUUCAAAUAUUUAUUUAAGAUUGUAUUUUUAUUUUAUUUCAUUUUUAUUACCCACUCUGUUGAGAAAAUAAUUUCACAAUGCAAACCAACAAUUUUUAGCCCAAAGUAGUGUCGUUUAUCAAUGAAAACUAAUUAGAAAUGCUUAAUUUAUCAUUAUCUUGUGUUCUUUUACCCAUUCCAUUUUAUUCCGAGAUGUAUUAGAGAAAUGAACGUAAUAAGAAAAACAUUUGUGGGGCAGAAAAUGAUACAGACUGUUAUUACCACCCUGACCAUUUGGAGUUGGACUCAGGCGCAUGUGUUAAACGAAGGGGACCACUGCUCACUGGCACAGUCGUGUCUGCAUGACGGCGCCGAGGCUCGCGGCGUCGACGGCGACGGCCGGACCAUCCGCCUCUUCCUCGACGCCUGCGAUCUGUACGAGUACAACUGCGACCAUGGCACUAAUUUCCAAUUAAUAACCAUAACAAGCCCGUGUACAGAAGAUGAAAUUACGGAGAAUACAGAAACUGUUACGGAAAAUGCAGAAACGAUACAUAAACUGGACUCGGAUCAGUGGACUCCUGACGCGGAUGAUUACAACCCUGUGCAACUCGAUGAUAACAAUGUUGAUGAAGAGGAUCCAGACGAUGUUCAAAAAUUAGACUUAAAAGCAGGGUAUUACAAAGGACUUAAAAAUAAGAACGCAAUUCAAAACUGAUUAAGUGAGCGUUAAUCGCAGUCUUUACCUGAUAACAGCAAAGCUAUAGAGAAGUUUUAUGAAUGUACAGUCAGCUGCAGAGAGAAGUGACCCCCCCCCCUCUCCCUACAGAGAAUGGAAAAUAUUUAGAAGUGGAAAAACGUUUUCUCUUUUUGUAUGGACGAUCACGUGGUAUACUUCCCUCUUAAGAGGAAAGGGGACAGCCGAUUCUCCAUACAAACGUGGUCCCCAGUUUCCUCUGUGGAUAUUACUACGUAAUUUGGUCGGGUUAUUUGUUGCCCCUCCCCCAUUUCAUCUCUAUAUUAUUAUACCUCUAUGGUUCAUGUAAUCCCUUAGCCUACCAAGCACAACCGGGGAGAUUAGGAACUAUUAUUUAAAGCUGAAAGCUGGUCACUUUUGCAAUAGUUCUGCCAUAAGAGAUUUUCCUCCUUUUGAUUCCACACUCCAUACUUGCCAUCACACUUAAAACAAAAACGCAUCUCUAAUACAGUGUGUAAAUCUAAUACGAUACAUUAAACCAGACAUAGAACUCA
Messenger RNA from Cydia pomonella (codling moth), 2727 nucleotides. RefSeq lists its product as uncharacterized. The transcript is spliced from 4 exons. NCBI's taxonomy places the organism in Eukaryota, Metazoa, Arthropoda, Insecta, Lepidoptera, Tortricidae. The coding region runs from base 1703 to 2194 and encodes 163 amino acids. The record is from RefSeq and is a predicted model, not a curated record.